Microplitis demolitor is the source of this 1676-nucleotide messenger RNA. RefSeq names its product syntaxin-7 (gene Syx7). Lineage: Eukaryota; Metazoa; Arthropoda; Insecta; Hymenoptera; Braconidae. The transcript is spliced from 5 exons. Gene Ontology annotation, cellular component: synaptic vesicle; endomembrane system; SNARE complex. Gene Ontology annotation, biological process: intracellular protein transport; vesicle-mediated transport; vesicle fusion. The record is from RefSeq and is a predicted model, not a curated record. The coding region runs from base 389 to 1210 and encodes 273 amino acids. Gene Ontology annotation, molecular function: SNARE binding; SNAP receptor activity.
CCCCCAUUCUUAAAAAACGAGUUUUCUGUCACGUGGUUACUACACUAAGGCCACAAACCGAAAAUUACCGACAACUCCCGACAGCGACUUGCUCUUUCUGUUCCUGUAAACGACGAAAGACCAGAGGAGGAUGACAAUGACAGUUCUCAGUACUCAUUUAUAUUAUCAAUGAACAAUUUCAAUCGAUUUUAAUGUAAAUAAUUGCAAUAGUUGACUUAAUAAAGUAACUCAUCUUGGAUUUGAUUUUUCAACAAUAUUAAUAAGCACAUUUGACAGUCGGUGACGUACUUGAUAUUAAUCUAUUUUAUCAGUUUUCGUCUCAAAUAUUAUCGUAAAUAAUUUUAUAAAAAAGUUACGAUUUAAUAAAAUACCAGGAUAAUAAAUAAAAAUGGACAUUGGAUUCUCAUCGUAUCACAAUGGUGGGCCAGUUAGAGAACAAGAUUUUGAAAGACUUUCACAAACAGUAGGAACGUCAAUACUCAAAAUAUCUCAAAAUGUGUCAUCAAUGCAAAAAAUGGUUAACCAAUUGGGAGGAUCAACAGAUUCACAAGAGCUUCGAAAUCAACUACAUCAAAUUCAGCAUUACACUCAGCAGCUAGCAAAAGAUACAAAUGUACAUCUGAGAGAUUUGGCAGCGAUUGUCAGUAAUUCAUCUUCGAACAGUCCUGGAGAACAAACUCGAAGGAAAAUGCGGAUGCAUACAGAAAGACUUCAAGAUGAAUUUAUGUCUGCUUUAAACAGUUUUCAGAGUGUCCAAAGGCAAGCAGCAUCUAAAGAAAAAGAAAUGGUUCGUAAAGCUAAAGCUAGCGCUGGAGUGGUUCCAUUUGGUGAAAAGAAACAAGAAACAUUGAUUGAAUUACAAGACAGUAGAACACAAAAACAAAUUCAACAACAACAUUUACAAGAUGAACAAAACCUACGAAUGCUCGAAGAACAAGAAGCUAGUAUACGUCAACUUGAGAGUGAUAUAAGUGAUGUUAAUCAAAUAUUCAAAGACUUGGGGGCUUUAGUACAUGACCAGGGAGUUGUAAUUGAUUCAAUAGAGGCAUCUGUAGAAAGAACUGAAGUAUUUGUUCAUGAAGGCGCUCAACAAUUGAGGACAGCAGCAACUUACCAAAAUAAAUUACGAAAAAAGAAAUGUAUACUGGUAAUGAUCGGAGCCGUGGCUCUUUCUAUUUUGAUUGGUAUAAUUGUCUGGCAAACAUCUUAAGAUUUAUUAUGUUUUUGUUGAUAAUUAGUAUGUCUAAAACCGAGUUGUUUUAUUAUCAAAUAAAUGAGAGGUAACUUUUUAUAUUUUAUUUAUUCCGUAAAUCUAUCACGCGGGAAAAGUCCAUUUGUAUAAUACAUUUAUUUGAUAUAUUAUUGCCAAUAUUACACCUGAUGCUAUCGUAAUUUUUAUUAAAAAUAUAAUAAUUGUUGUUACUUGGAUAAGUCCAUAAAUUUUUACUCAAACGAAAAAAAUAUUGUCAUUAAAAGUAUACAGACAGAAAAUUUAAAAUUUUUGUCAUUUAUCUUGGUGAUGAUAAUGACAAAUUAAUUAAUUAUUAUUAUUUUUUUUUGUUGCUUGAUUUUUUUUAUAGAUUUAUCUUCGGUGAAAUCAUUCCCAAAUAUUUUAAGUUAAUUAUUGAUAUUCUUCAAUAAAUUAAAAAAAUAUUAAUUCUAAAACUGAGUAAUCU